CCUCCCGCAGCGGCGCAGUGAAGGAGCGGCGACGGAGGGCUAACAAAAGCAGCACUUUGACUUCAUUUUCAUAGAUUUCAAAUCAACCUUUCUCAUACAGUUAUGGCAGCAAUCAGGAAAAAGCUGGUCAUAGUGGGAGAUGGAGCAUGUGGGAAGACCUGUCUGCUCAUCGUGUUCAGUAAGGACCAGUUUCCAGAGGUCUACGUCCCCACAGUGUUCGAGAACUACGUCGCCGACAUUGAAGUUGACAGCAAACAGGUGGAGUUGGCGCUCUGGGAUACAGCGGGUCAAGAGGACUAUGACAGACUGCGCCCGCUCUCUUAUCCAGACACUGAUGUCAUUCUCAUGUGCUUCUCCAUUGACAGCCCUGACAGUCUUGAGAACAUCCCUGAGAAGUGGACCCCAGAGGUCAAACACUUCUGCCCUAAUGUUCCCAUCAUUUUGGUUGGAAAUAAAAAGGACCUGCGUAACGACGAGCACACCCGGAGAGAACUUGCCAAAAUGAAGCAGGAACCUGUGAAGCCCGAGGACGGACGAGACAUGGCGAACAGGAUCAGUGCCUUUGGAUACAUGGAGUGCUCCGCAAAGACAAAGGAUGGCGUGAGGGAAGUGUUCGAGAUGGCCACCAGGGCUGCGCUACAGGCCAGACGGGGAAAGAAGAGCAGUAAAUGCGCCCUUCUGUAAGAGGGGGGGCACGAGGACUGCUUCCUUAUGGGGGAAAAGAAGGAGAAAUAGGUCAAACCUACCCCCACACACACCCAUACAAAAGACUGUUCUCCCCAGUUUUUACUCAAGGUGUAACGCUUUUACUUUACUUUUCUUUUUCUUUUUUUUUUUUUUUUGUCUUAAACAAAGAUAGUCAGGUUCUGUCAGUAUUCAAAUUUGAAGUUCUGGAAAAUACUUUUUUGUACUUUAACAUAAGUAAUUUUGCCAUAAUCGAACCUUCUUUAUCAACACGUUCUAACGGGAAAAUCAGCCAGGGGACCCACUGUGUCAAACCUGCCAGCUACUGUUAAGUGCUUAAGCCCUGCCUGCUGAUCUGAGGAAUGUUUCCACAGCCAACGAGGGUGAAGUACCUGCUCACUGUGACCCGUCGCGCCCCCCCCUUCAAUUGUUUCAACCAGCUGAUGCACACAGGAGGUCUAAAUUGUUUUGUGCGCUUCAUAUACCAAUCAUAUGUGCAUCAUGAUCACAUGCACAGUAUGAGGCUGGAACGCAUUUUGUUAAAACACGCAAAUGGAAACUUAGUGUUUUGUGUAAUAAAUUACUUUGUAAGAAUCUUG
This is a messenger RNA of Salarias fasciatus (jewelled blenny), 1283 nucleotides long. RefSeq names its product rho-related GTP-binding protein RhoA-B. NCBI's taxonomy places the organism in Eukaryota, Metazoa, Chordata, Actinopteri, Blenniiformes, Blenniidae. The record is from RefSeq and is a predicted model, not a curated record. Gene Ontology annotation, molecular function: GTP binding; GTPase activity. The coding region runs from base 103 to 684 and encodes 193 amino acids. The transcript has 5 exons. Gene Ontology annotation, biological process: small GTPase-mediated signal transduction.